Molecule: messenger RNA, 1616 nt
Organism: Caenorhabditis angaria
Lineage: Eukaryota; Metazoa; Nematoda; Chromadorea; Rhabditida; Rhabditidae
Source: the annotation of a GenBank genome assembly
CUGAAAUAUAAUUGUCGUGAGUUAUUUUUUCUAUAUUUUUUUUCAAAAAAAAUGUUUCAAUUUUGCAGAAUAUGGGUAAUUCAUCCUGUUGUUUGAGAAGUAGGUCAUCAAGUGGAGAAGAUAAAUCGUAUAAUCAUGAUGGACAAUAUGUUAGAACCAAUCAAGUUGAGGUAAACACCUAUUUUGUAUUUUAAAGUGUAUUUUUUGUAUCCAAAAUGUAUUUCAAAGUGUAGUUAAUUUGUAUUUAAAAAAUAUGAAAAUUUUCAGUUUCAAUAUAUAAAUCAAGUUUUUCCACGAGAUGAGACAUCGACCAACUUCUUACCUCAUAUUAGUGAACGUGAAGUGACUGAAGGCUACGAAGUUGAUCCUUCAACUCAUCCAACAGCUCGACCAACAUUUAUGGAAAGAAGUAAAAGUGAGAUGAAAUGUAAGGUUUUCGGGGGUUUUGAAAUAAAUUUUGUGAUUUUCAAAAUAUGUUUUUGUAGUAAAAGAUAAUCGAAGAUCAUGCUACAUGUUGGAUGCUUUGGCCGCUGGCGGAGGACAUCCAGGAGUUCUCCCAAAAAGCUUAAGAAAAUCUAGCAGUUGCAGCACAAUUUAUAUCGACGAUUCGACUAUAAGUCAACCAAAUCUCAAAAAUACUAUAAAAUGCAUUUCAUUGGCUAUUUAUUAUCAUAUUUGUAAUAGGAAAAAUCGAGGACAUGAACGUUUGAUGGAAAUUUUCGAAGAGCGACUUCAUCCAAUUACAAGAGAAGCGAUGCCAGCUGAAUUGGUCACACGAGAUCCAGAUCAUCGAAAUAUUUAUCGAUUUGUUCGCACACUUUUUCAUUCGGCUCAAUUGACUGCUGAAUGUGCAAUUAUUACAUUGGUUUGUUAUUUUUGUUUUGGGUUUUUUGAGAGGAAAAAUCAACACAUCAAUUUUUUCAGGUUUACAUUGAACGACUUCUCAACUACGCUGAAAUGGAUUUGUGUCCAUCAAAUUGGCGUCGAGUAGUUCUUGGUUCAAUUAUGUUAGCUUCAAAAGUUUGGGAUGAUCAAGCUGUUUGGAAUGUGGAUUAUUGUCAAAUUCUACGAGAUACAAAUGUUGAUGAUAUGUGAGUUUUUUUGAUUGGAAUAGGGGUCUCUGGUAGAUUUUGUGACAUUGGCCAGGAUUUUCAACAAAAAAAAUGGAAAUGAGCUUCAACGUGGCUUUUUUUAAACACCAGAUAAAAUUUUUCAACCGAGACCCCAUUUCAAAAACAAUAUUUCAAAAUUUCCAGGAACGAAUUGGAACGAAGAUUUCUCGAAUGUUUAGAUUUUAAUAUAGAGGUAAGGUUGUCCUGAAACGUUUAAAAUUAUUAAUUUAAACUUCAGGUUCCAUCUUCUGUUUACGCAAAAUAUUAUUUCGAUCUACGAACACUUGCAUUGGCCAAUGAUUUGCAACUUCCAAUGCAACCAUUAUAUAAGGAACGCGCAAAAAGAUUAGAAGUAAGCUAGCUAUUUUUCUCCAAAAUUUAUCAAUAAACCUUUAGGCUUCGAGUCGAGUAUACGAGGAUAAAAUUCACACGAUAUUACCAAAGCGAAGUUAUUCGGCCGAAAGAAUAUUUAUUGAAAAUAAGACACCCGUUGUUCUUUCCUAG